Messenger RNA from Camelus dromedarius (Arabian camel), 3719 nucleotides. RefSeq names its product solute carrier family 38 member 7 (gene SLC38A7). The transcript is spliced from 13 exons. NCBI's taxonomy places the organism in Eukaryota, Metazoa, Chordata, Mammalia, Artiodactyla, Camelidae. Gene Ontology annotation, biological process: amino acid transmembrane transport. Gene Ontology annotation, molecular function: L-glutamine transmembrane transporter activity; L-asparagine transmembrane transporter activity. Bases 423 to 1814 code for a protein of 463 amino acids. The record is from RefSeq and is a predicted model, not a curated record.
CCUGAUCACGUGUCUCCGCCGCCGGCUCGGGCUUGAAGCACCGCAGCAGAUUUUAGGUAAAGUUUUGAGAAAGAAGAAAUCAAGGUCAGAGAGGGAAUCAUCCCAGAUCUUUGGGGAGAAGGGGCUGCAAGAAGUAGCUCUCCCUUCACCAUAGCAGGACAGGUAGAAAGAACAGGUCUGUAAACCUGAUGCAGGCAGGAGUUGCAUCUGACAUAUUUCUGUCUCUGCCAUCGCACACUGCGGCAGCCUGUGUAGUGUUCUGCACAGAGGUUAAGGAGAGACAGAGCCCCGAGGCCUCCUAGGAUAACAGCUCCAAAUGAGCUGGUGCCACCCUCCCAGCUGAACGUGUUCCCUCAGCUCCCCAGGGGAUGUGGUUGUGAGACAGAACCCACAGAACCUGAAGGAAGAGGACUCUCAGGGCCAUGGCCCAGCUUAGCAUCAACAGUGACCUUGGCGAGUGGGGCUUAAGCACAGACUCCGGGGAGCGGGCCCGUCUGCUGCAGAGUCCCUCUGUGGACGUGGCCCCCAAGAGUGAGGGAGAGGCUUCUCCUGAAAUUGUGGGCAGAGGUACCACUUCUACACUUGGGGCCAUCUUCAUCGUUGUCAAUGCCUGCCUGGGCGCAGGGCUGCUCAACUUCCCAGCAGCCUUCAGCACUGCGGGGGGCGUGGCAGCCGGCAUCACGCUGCAGAUGGCCAUGCUGGUUUUCAUCAUCAGUGGCCUCGUCAUCCUGGCCUACUGCUCCCAGGCCAGCAAUGAGAGGACCUACCAGGAGGUGGUGUGGGCUGUGUGUGGCAAGCUGACAGGGGUGCUGUGCGAGGUGGCCAUUGCCAUCUACACCUUUGGGACCUGCAUUGCCUUCCUCAUCAUCAUUGGGGACCAGCAGGACAAGAUUAUAGCUGUGAUGGCAAAGGAGCCUGCAGGGGCCAGCGGCAGCCCCUGGUACACAGACCGCAAGUUCACCAUCAGCCUCACUGCCUUCCUCUUCAUCCUGCCCCUUUCCAUCCCCAGGGAGAUCGGCUUCCAGAAAUAUGCCAGCUUCCUAAGCGUCGUGGGCACCUGGUACGUCACUGCCAUCAUUAUCAUCAAAUACAUCUGGCCCGAUAAAGAGAUGACGCCAGCAGACGCCCUGAACAGGCCAGCUUCCUGGAUAGCCGUGUUCAAUGCCAUGCCCACCAUUUGCUUCGGAUUUCAGUGCCACGUGAGCAGUGUGCCCGUCUUCAACAGCAUGCGGCGGCCCGAGGUGAAGACCUGGGGCGGGGUAGUGACAGCUGCCAUGGUCAUAGCCCUCGCUGUCUACAUGGGCACAGGCAUCUGUGGCUUCCUGACCUUUGGAGAUGCCGUGGACCCCGACGUGCUCCUGUCCUACCCGUCAGAGGACAUGGCUGUGGCCGUUGCCCGUGCCUUCAUCAUCCUGAGCGUGCUCACCUCCUACCCCAUCCUGCACUUCUGUGGGCGGGCGGUGGUUGAAGGCCUGUGGCUGCGCUACCAGGGGAUGCCGGUGGAGGAGGACGUGGGGCGGGAGCGGCGGCGGCGAGUGCUGCAGACGCUGGUCUGGUUCCUGCUCACCCUGCUGCUGGCGCUCUUCAUCCCCGACAUUGGCAAGGUCAUCUCAGUCGUCGGAGGCCUGGCCGCCUGCUUCAUCUUCGUCUUCCCAGGGCUGUGCCUCAUUCAGGCGAAACUCUCUGAGAUGGAGGAAGUCAAGCCAGCCAGCUGGUGGGCGAUGGUUAGUUAUGGAGUCCUCUUGGUCACUCUGGGAGCCUUCAUCUUUGGCCAGACCACAGCCAACGCCAUCUUUGUGGAUCUCUUAGCAUAACCACUGCCUCCCAGGGAAUACAUGGCCUUUGCCAUUGGACCUGGGAACCCAUCUCAUAGAGCUGCAGAGCCACCCUGCAGAGUCUGGCAUUGUUGCCCUCUACUGGUGGGAUGACAUCUGAACAUCCUUUCCAGGGACAGUUCUGGGGUGAAAUCACGCCCCAUACUUAUGGACAGCUCAAACUCAGCUCACUUCCUGCUCCCUGGUCCUGGCAGUGCCAUGGAUGGUGGGAAGAGAUUUUGUGUCACAGAGGAGCCUUCCCCUGCCUCCUCCAACUGUCGACUUCUCCAUGCCUGGAAGCCAUGGGUGAAGAGGGUCAGUAGGUCUCUGAAGAAAGAACCCAGCCUGAACCCACUCUGGAGAAAGAGUGUGGGCCAAGGGCUCCCAUCUUCCACAGAGAAGCGUGUCCUGAGUAGGGGCUGUGUUUAUCACCCCAGGACUUAUUGCUUGCUCCUGUCCGUUGGCAGCCCAACCAGCAGUGACUUUCUCUGGCAAGUUCCAAAGGUAGUACUGAAGUUAUACAAGUGUGCAGAUGCAGGUAGAUCGAUGCCUUGUCCACUGCCUCCUGGGCCCACAGGGAGCCUAAGAGCCCUCAUUCCCAUGGCUGAUUGACAUUUCCCAAGCCUUCUGAGGCCUCAUCCUAUCUCUACCCAGACCUGAAGGUCCAGGCAUCCAUCUGCUUCUCCAUCCCCAGACAUCAACAAGUCUAAUGUUUACAAACGGUGUCAGCCCAGCUCUGAGCCAGGGGCCAGGGCCGUCCCGUGCCACGGUGCUGUGAGGACUCCUCCCUUAACUUUCCCCAUGGCGGGAGUCUGCUUUUCUCUCACAGAUUCCAGAUGGGCCCCUCUAUUUUGAGGCACAAGGGUGGGUGAUGGAGAAGGCUGGGAACCUCUCAGACCCAUGAGGGCUGGGCUAGUGAGGAUCAAGGUGAAUCUGUCUGGUAUCUUCACUUUCAUUGGUUGCUUCUCUUCUCUCUGCCCUCCAUGUGCCCCUCCCACCAACCUGAGCCCAGCAGCCUGGAGACAAGAAAGGCAUCUGAGUUGUCACUGACUGAGCAACAUCUGAGUGUGGUCAUGCCAGCCUGGAAGUUUCCCUUCCAAUCUGGAUCUUGUCUGCUUCUUCCCCCAUCACCACUUCACCCCUACCCCAUUUUUCCUGUGUAGCUCAAUCUCUCCUGCUAAGAGAUGUAUGGGGGUGGGGGUGGCCAAAUUCUCUCGUCACUUCGUCAGCUCCACACAUACACCAGGCCUGGCCUCCUCUUCGUUCACACUGAGGUCACACCUAGGUUGAGCCCCAGGAGGGUUGAAGAGGGAUGUUACUUCCCCCUUUGUAUUCCUGUUUUGAACACCUGGCCACUGACUUAGGCCAAUCCCAGGCACUGCUUCUGCCUGGAAAACCCAGCACUUCCCUGGCCCCUCCUGCCUAAAACCUCUGAAUGGAGGGGCGGGGGUGAGAGGGACCCCAGCCCUCAGGGCAGUGAGAUAAGCAGCAGAGGCUGGCUGGAGGCCAGAUCAGAUUCUGCUCAGUCCCCAGACUGGGUGGCCUGCCUUUCCUCACAUCCCCUCUCUGCCCCUUGGGCCAGACCCACUUGGCCGCUUUCUCUCAGUCUGUUGCAGAGCACCGGGCCCUGCCAGUGCCCAUCUCUGACAAGGUUAGGAGGACGGCCCAUCAGCAGGGCUGCACUGCCUCCCAACGUUGGAUUUCAGUUGAAGGGCGUGGGAAUGUAAGGGGAGUCAUGGCACAGAAACGAACCAGUCGGGAAAAGGAGCUGCAAUCUGGCCCCUUGGCCUAACCUCAGGAGCCCCUUCCCCUGCCCUCCCUGCCAGGGCAUUUUACUGUUUCUUUUCUACUUGUGCACAUUCAGACCAGGGAGGAUGAUUAAUAAAAAGGGACCUGUGCUGCUGA